Messenger RNA from Aedes albopictus (Asian tiger mosquito), 1307 nucleotides. RefSeq lists its product as uncharacterized. The transcript has 3 exons. Gene Ontology annotation, molecular function: proteasome binding. The coding region runs from base 190 to 1239 and encodes 349 amino acids. The record is from RefSeq and is a predicted model, not a curated record. NCBI's taxonomy places the organism in Eukaryota, Metazoa, Arthropoda, Insecta, Diptera, Culicidae. Gene Ontology annotation, biological process: nuclear protein quality control by the ubiquitin-proteasome system; proteasome localization. Gene Ontology annotation, cellular component: nuclear membrane; nucleus.
AAUUCGAGCGGGAAAAGAAAACCAUAAACAUAGCUGUGAACGUUAAAUCCAUUGAGCGGGUAGAAUCCUGGAAAAUUGUGUUUGAGUGGACGUGUUUACAAUGUGAUGGUUUUUUAUCCAUGAUUUGUGUACAUUUGAAAUAUUUUUGAGUGGAUUUAUCUUAAUUUGUACCAGCAUAUCAACUUAAGAAUGGCCAAUCUGGAAAUUACUCGGACUCGUACGGCGCUUGCUGAGAUUGCAACAGAGCUUGGCAUUCCAAUGCAGCAUCCUUCAGCUAUCCCAUUUGCAGCGACCAGAAGAAAUGCUUUGAAUCCUGGGCUGAUCGACAGUCCCGCUGCCAAUAUCCCCGACAGCUAUCUCUCGCCUAGAAUGUCUCCAGAUGAAGCUGUCAUUCAACAGCGGGGCCGUCGUCGAGUUCCCAUCAUGUGGAGUCCGGAAAAAGGAUUGCAGUCUCCUAAUAAGACACCAACUAAAAGUAUCUCCGCUAUGACGCUGAGAAGCUCUCCUCGGAAGCGCUCUUUGAUUAAAGAGUUAUCCAGUGCUCGUAUUUCGGAACCCGAUGCAAGUAAUUCAUCGCCAACGACUAAACGGAACACGCCCUCUAAAGGAUCCCUUGGUAGUGCGAAAAAAAUUCGUUUGCAGGAAGGAUCAAUAUACCGGUCCAAGGAUGAAGUUCCUCUGGAGAUCUUGCUUAAGGGUUACAGCCAAGAACAGCUGAUUUCGAUGAUAACCGGGAUGAUACAGGCUAAUCCAAAACUCGAAGACACCAUUAGGUCUGAAUUGCCGAUUCCGGAUAUAGCCCCAUUAGAGGAACAGCUGGGUUACCAGAAGAAAAAUAUUUUCAAAAGUCUGCCAGUCACCCGGUUAGUCAGCAAGACGGAUAGCCCAGCUUUUGCUAGGGCUGCAACUCAUCUAGCUGCUUUCAAAAAAACCUUGAUCGACCAAAGCCAAACGCUACAGAACUCGAAGCAUUGGGACGCUCUACUGGACUACGUUAUAAUGGCAUGGAACUACGUUCGUUCAACUCCGACUUGGGACAAUCAUGCCCACAAUGCUGUUCGCAGACACUGCUUUAAAAUUCUCUCAUAUCAUGCUAACAGUGCACUGAAAAACGGAUCCACGGCCCUGGGAAAGGAAAGGAUUGAUCGCUUCCAGGCAAAGUUGAAAUCAAUGGCCACUGAUUGCGAAGAUAUCAAUGAUUGCAAUGUUUGCCUUGGUUACCUGUUGAACAAAAUGUGAAAUUGUUCAGUCUUUCUAAAAUAAUAGUGUUAAUACCUAAUUCUUCAGCGCGACUAUGAGGUUAACUG